Racocetra persica is the source of this 788-nucleotide messenger RNA. Lineage: Eukaryota; Fungi; Glomeromycota; Glomeromycetes; Diversisporales; Gigasporaceae. The record is from the annotation of a GenBank genome assembly.
GACACCAAAUUAAAAAUAUUCCUUUAAUGAGUCUUGACAAACGUGUUGAAAAAUACAAGGGCAUUUCUAUUUGCUUUAAUAUUUUGACGAAAUCUUUUGCUGGUCGUUAUGUCAAUUUUGGAGUUUUUGCAUUAUAUGGUGACACCGCUUUAGAAGUUGCCUUAAAAACAUCCUUUGAAAUGAUGCUCAGCGUACCACUUGAAGACAUACUUGCAUAUCCAAAGUUCUCAAAAUCAUUGUUUGAUUGGUUGGAUACCUUUACCAAUGAAUAUAUGAUGGCAUUACCAAGCAUGGAUUCGGACGUUUUUCUGUAUAUUAUGCGUGCUCUCGCGGAGGCUCCAUGUUCUUCUGCAUGCAAUGCUAUUGACCAUAUAUGUACGUUUGUGGUUCAACAGUCUGCCAUGCAGAAGCCUAAGCAACAUUGGCUUCUUGUAUAUUUAAACGAAUAUCCUACCGUAUUACCUACUUUGUUCAUAGCAAAUUUCAAUGUGGUUCUAUUUGAAGACAGACAAAAUCAAUGGUCAUUGUCACGUCCACUGUUAUGUUUAAUAUUGUUAAACCAAGAUUACUUUAAUAAAUAUACAGAAAAUAUUUUGCAACACCAAUUACCUGAAAGAAGAGAGGCAUUGAGAAAGGCUAUCAAAACUCUUAUGGAAGAUGUAGACUUUAAUUUAACUGCUAAAAAUAGAGACAGAUUUACACAGAAUCUUAAUACAUUUAAGAGAGAGUUGACUAACGGCAAUGUUAUAUUGGUUCCUCCGCCAAUGGAUGCUAAGACGAAUAUGUGA